UUGAGACAAACUUUCUGCUGCUGGAUUUUGUAGCUCAUCUAUAGAUCGACUCAUGAGGAUGAGGAUGGUAUUCUCAAGGAGAAGAUAGGAUGAUCCAGCACAGACAAAACUGAACUGAGGUUAGAUCAGUCUUCAGCAGGUGGUGGAGCAGAAGGAGCUGGGAGAUACUCGGAGAAGGUCUUACCUGGAGUUUUGGGGGAGGAGCCUAGAGAACCUGUGCCCAUACUUGGUCAGCGCGAGGCGGAUGGGCGAGGUCACCUGGUUGCGUCACGUGCAGAAACUGUGCUAGUUACCUGCUGCCUCGCAGUUCCUCCAUUUAGCCUGGGGAAGAGUUCCAGCUCUGAGGAGAGCAGAGAGAGGGGAUUUCCGAGGAUUAUUCGGUUUAUUUUCUGUUACAUGGAGACUUUAAGGAGUGUACGGCUGGGGGUUCUUCUCGUUCUACUGCAGGUGCUCUCCACCAGCUUUGCUGAUCAGACGCCAUGUUCAAACGGAUUUGAUUCAGCGGUGUUCAUUUUCAAAGUGCACAGACCUCACCUUCACAGAGGCAGGAGGCUGGGCAGAGUUAUUUUUAAUGACUGCAGCGGUAGAACACGUCAUGCCUAUGACUCAACCGACAAGCGUUUUCAAGUGGAAGGUGAUGGCACAGUGAAGCUGAAGAGACAAGUCACCCUGCAUGAAGGUCACAAGUUGUUUUCUGUCCAUGUUUGGGACUCUGUGGGCAGUAAACACACAACAAGUGUAAAAGUCGAGCAGGAAGCCAGGAUCGAUCAUCAUCAUGGCCAUCAUGAUGACAAGGAAGCAGUCAGCACUGUGGAGAGUGAAUCCCCCUCCGAUCUUCCAGUUCUGGAGUUCCCAAAAUCUUCUGGGGGGUUGAGGAGGAGAAAGAGAGAGUGGGUGAUUCCUCCCAUCUUUUUCCCAGAGAAUCACAGGGGCCCAUUUCCAAAGGAGAUGGUGCAGAUUAAGUCCAGUCAUGCUAAGGAAACUAAGAUGGUGUACAGCAUCACUGGUGAAGGAGCAGAUAAGCCUCCAGUGGGACUUUUCACCAUUAAUAAAAACACUGGAUGGCUUAGUGUAACAAAGCCUCUAGACAGAGAGACCAAAGACAAAUAUGUGCUUCAAGCUCAUUCGAUUGCAGCUGAUGGUGAGGUUAAAGAAGAUCCUAUGGAGAUUAUCGUCAAUGUGAUCGACCAGAAUGAUAACAAGCCCAUCUUCACCCAAAACCCUUUUCUUGGAAGUGUUCCAGAAGCUUCACCUAAAGAGUUUGAGUUCAUGAUAGUCAAUGCCACCGACGCAGACGAUCCUGAAACUGACAAUGCAGACGUCAGAUACUCCAUCAUCAGUCAGACUCCACCACUGCCAGAUCCAAACAUGUUCAUCAUUAACUCGAUUACUGGAGGGAUUAGAGUGAACUCUGAUGGGCUGGACAGAGAGAAUUAUCCUGAGUACACCUUGCUGAUCCAAGCUGCAGAUAUGAUGGGUAAUGGCCUCGUCACCACUGGAACAGCUGUUAUUACUAUAACUGAUAGCAACGACCACGCUCCACAGUUUGAAAAGACCACGUACACUGCAUCAGUCCCAGAGAAUAAAGUAGGAGCUGUGGUGGUGAAGCUACCAGUGACUGAUGGAGAUGAACCUCAGUCUCCUGCCUGGAUGGCCAAAUUCAGGAUCUCUGGUGUAAACAAUGGUGGAUUUUUCAGCAUUAGCACAGGACCCAACAAACAGGAGGGCAUCAUUACUGCUGUUAAGCCAUUGGACUUUGAACAGAACAACAAGUACACUCUGCUGGUGAUCGCUGAGAAUGAAGUUCCGUUUGCCAACCCCCUUCAGACAUCCACUGCCACAGUCAUCGUGAAUGUUCAGGAUGUGAAUGAGGCUCCAGUGUUUGACCCAGUGGAGCACAUCAUUUCUAUACCUGAAGAUCUGGAAGUUGGUACUGAAAUAACAGUUUACACCGCCACUGAUCCAGAUACAGCAAGGGCUCAGACAGUGACAUACCGUAUAUCUAGUGAAGAUCGUGCUGGCUGGGUGAGUGUUGACCGAGACACUGGACUGAUCAGAGUGAAGAGCCCCAUGGACAGAGAGUCUCCUUUUGUGAAAGAUGGCAAAUAUAAAGUUCUAAUCUUGGCUGUUGAUAAUGAUCAAGUUCCAGCUACAGGUACAGGAACCCUUGUGAUCGAGCUGGAAGAUGUGAAUGAUAACGCUCCCGUUGUUGAAGAGAGGGAGAUCAAAGUGUGCAAUAAGGACUCUGUUCCAGUUUCACUCUCUGCAACAGAUAAGGAUGGGCCUCGUUUUGCUGCUCCAUUCACUGUUGAACUCCAGGGAGAUGGCAGGAAUAAUUGGACUGCCAGGAUGAACGACUCAAAUAAAAUUAUACUCACGCUUAAGACUGCAUUACAACAGGGAAAAUACAAUGUGGUUCUGAGGGUGUAUGAUUCCGGCCUCCACCACCAAGACAGCACUAUCCUUGCCUCUGUAUGUGACUGCACUGGAGAAGACUUGCAGUGCUUAGACAGGGAAAUUGCAGGCUUGGGCCUAUCACCGAUCCUUGGAAUUCUGGGGGCUAUACUGGCUUUGCUAAUUCUGGUCCUAUUGCUACUCCUGUUUCUGAGGAAGAAGAGAUCAGUGAAGAAACACCCACUGCUUCCCGAAGAUGAUGUCAGGGAUGACCUCUACUACUAUGAUGAAGAGGGUGGUGGAGAAGAUGAUCAGGACUAUGACUUGAGCAUCCUGCACAGGGGCCUUGACAACCGCCCUGGUGUUUUCCGCAACGAUGAAGCUCCAACCUUUAUGGCAGCACCCCAAUACCGUCCCCGUCCCACCAACCCUGAAGAGAUUGGCACCUUUAUUGAUGAUAACCUGAAGGCGGCUGAUAACGACCCCACAGCUCCACCUUACGACUCUCUGCUGGUGUUUGACUAUGAAGGGGGCGGUUCGGAGGCCGGCAGUCUCAGCUCCCUGAACUCCUCAGACUCUGGGGACCAGGACUACGACCGCCUGCAUGAGUGGGGUCCACGCUUUAAGAAGCUCGCUGACAUGUACGGAGGAGGAGAUGAGCUGUGAGGAGAUUACUGCAGCUAAAUGUAUCACUUAGAAUGAUGCACAUGGAUUAAUAAAUGGAUGGAUAUAUGUAUUAGUGCCACAUAAAAACAGGCAGUUCUGCUGUGUAAUAUUAUACCGCUGCCAAUGACUGUGACAAAUUACAUUUUGCAUUAAAUUCUGAAAAAAAAAUUACAAUUACAACAAAACAGAAAACAAAUGUAUAGCGACUGAAACUGUUUUGGCUAAAAUGUGAAAUAUAUGCAUACGUUUACUUUGGGGCCAAAGUAAACUAUUUGAUAGCUUUAAAGAUCUUUUGUGCAUUUACACAAAUGAACGUGAGUUAACAGUCAGUGAUCAAUAAUCUACUGAACAUUUUGUUCUAGCUUACUUUACAUGCCUUUUCUAAAACUCCUGCCAUUUUUUUGAACAGUGUAGAAAAACAUUGCGGUGUAACCAUUUUUUAUAUUGUAUUUUUAUAUAUUACGUACAAUACAUUUUAUAUUACAUAUUCACUUUAUUACUCAUUUUGUGUAAUGUUUUGGAUCUUUUUGAAGAACGUGCAGAACUUCAGUCAACCUGAUUUAUUAGAUACUUUUCACAGAUACAUAUUUUCAGCUCUGGAAAAAAAAAUAGACCACUUCUGAAUUAGUUUCUGAAUCAGUUUCUCUGAUUUUGCUAUUUAUAGGUUUAUGUUUGAGUAAAUUUAACAUUGUUGUUUUAUUCAAUAAACUACGGACAACAUUUCUCCCAAAUUCCAAAUAAAAUAUUAUAAUUUACAGCAUUUAUUUGCAGAAAAUGAAAAAUGGCUGAAAUAUAAAAAAUGAUGCACAGCUUUCAGACCUCAAAUAAUGCAAAGAAAACAAGUUCAUAAAUCAGUAUUUAUUGUUUUUUAAUCACAGUUUUUAUGCAUCUUGGCAUGUUCUCCUCCACCAGUCUUACACACUGCUUUUGGAUAACUUUAUGCUAAUCACUCCUGGUGCAAAAAUGUAAGCAGUUCAGUUUGGUUUGAUGGCUUGUGAUCAUCCAUCUUCCUCUUGAUUAUAUUCCAGAGGUUUUCAAUUUGGUAAAAUCAAAGAAACUCAUCAUUCUUAAGUGGUCUUUUUAAUUUUUUUCCAGAGCUGUAGAUAGAUGCAUUAGAUAAUCUAAAAUCACUGUGUCCUAAAAUAGGUCUUUUUGGUCGUUCUGCAGGUAAAUCACAACAUGUGGUAAGCAUUACAAUUUAACCAAAGAGGUGUAUUUUUUUUUUUUAUCUGUUUAAUUUUUUUUUUAUCUUGUAAAAAAAUGCAUUGUUUUUUGGGGGGUAAGCACAAUAAAGUGUUAAAGGGAAAUUACUGUUUGUAACUAAAAUUGAUUCCUUUUAUGGCAUUAAAGAACUUUGUAGCACCUUUCUAAACAGUGUAUGUACUUUACUGCAAUGAUGUAAUAAUUUGUAUUUUUUAUACUAAUUAAAUGCUUUUCCACACGUGGACAGGUAUGUUAUUUUUACAAUAGUAUAUUUUCAGAGAUUUUCAGGAACAAUUUUUUAUUUUUGUAUGUGACUUUUUUUUGUAAUGAAUUUUAAUGAAAAGAUCAAUCUCAAAUGUUUGGUAGAGCUGUACUUAAAAAAACAUGAUGGAUAAUAAAAAUCAUUUGCGCACGUUAAAGGGUAAAAAGAAAUGAAUAAUGAACCAAAAAUGGUUAUUCUAUGGCGCUACUUAGUAGCACCUUAUUUUAGGAGUAUCUGUACUUCACCACUAUGAUGUAACAAUAUAUUUUUUUUGCAUUUGCUGAUUGUUUUUAUACUAAAUAAAUACUUAUGACUGUC
Molecule: messenger RNA, 4843 nt
Organism: Astyanax mexicanus (Mexican tetra)
Lineage: Eukaryota; Metazoa; Chordata; Actinopteri; Characiformes; Acestrorhamphidae
Product: B-cadherin
Exons: 17
Coding region: 397-3060 (887 amino acids)
Biological process (GO): homophilic cell-cell adhesion; multicellular organism development; calcium-dependent cell-cell adhesion
Cellular component (GO): adherens junction; cytoplasm; catenin complex
Molecular function (GO): calcium ion binding; cadherin binding
Source: RefSeq, a predicted model, not a curated record